AUGACUCGGGUGACGAGUCGGUGUCGCAGACGGACAAGACGGAGCUGCAGAGCACGUUACGUACCUUGUCCAGCAAAGUGGAGGAUCUGAGCACCUGCAACGACCUGAUUGCCAAGCACGGCACGGCCCUGCAGCGCUCCCUCAGCGAGCUGGAGACCCUGCGCCUGCCGCCCGACAGCACCGACAAGAUCAAGCAAGUCAACGAACGAGCCACCCUCUUCCGCAUCACUUCCAACGCCAUGAUCAACGCCUGUCGGGAUUUUUUGUUACUGGCUCAAACCCACAGCAAGAAAUGGCAGAAAUCUUUACAACACGAACGGGACCAACGGAUCCGACUGGAGGAGACGUUGGAACAACUGGCCAAGCAGCACAACCACCUGGAAAGGGCUUUUCGUGGUGCCACCGUCCUGCCCGCCACCGCGCCCGGCACCGGCGGCUCUGCCAAAG
Messenger RNA from Antrostomus carolinensis (chuck-will's-widow), 447 nucleotides. Its product is annotated as oxysterol-binding protein 1. The annotation marks the transcript as partial. The record is from RefSeq and is a predicted model, not a curated record. NCBI's taxonomy places the organism in Eukaryota, Metazoa, Chordata, Aves, Caprimulgiformes, Caprimulgidae. The transcript has 2 exons.